Vitrella brassicaformis is the source of this 1734-nucleotide messenger RNA. NCBI's taxonomy places the organism in Eukaryota, Vitrellaceae. The record is from the annotation of a GenBank genome assembly.
GUUCACGCAAUGGGUCUGCACAUAUCAAUGUCCGCACCACACACAGUGACAGAAAGCUGCCAAGAGAGAGAGAGAGAGAGGGAGGCAGGCCAGACACUCACAAAUAGCGUCAUCAGUGACCUAGUCAGCGGCGAGCACCCCAAAGUGACAAAUGAAUACCCUCCUAUCUCUCCGCCCACCCCGUCGUACGACUGUCUGUCUGUGUGUGGGCACCGCAGCCGCACAUCGGCACCCGCCCUCCACGGCAGCAGCAUAUCCACACACAUCACCACUGCAGUAAGGGGCGUGCGGCAUCCAUCAACCAAGCCACACAAGGCCGCCCAACUCGUGCCAUGACACCAUGCACAAAAACGCCAAGGCAGAACGCCACAAGACAAGAAAAGACAAGACAAGACAAGACAAGACAAGACAGGACAGAACCGCAGCGAGUUAUGUGUGAGUAUAUAUAAUGAUUUUGUACAAGUAAGUAUAUCGGAUGUCACCGCAGUGAUACAGACAGACAGACAGACAGACAGACGGCCUAGCUAUUAUGCACAUACAGGUAUGUAUGCUGGUGUGUGUGUCUGUAGAGAGGGUGCCCCUCGCCCCGUCCAUGAGCCCACCGGCCCAUCAUCCCCGGCUGUUCAAUGUGCGUGUGUGUUCCAUGUGGAUGAGUCGGAUCUCGACGUACCGCUUGGUCUUGCCCAGCCGAUGCACACUCGGAGGCACUAUCAUCCUGCACACAGCAGCACACACACAAUACAUACAUCAACACGCACCACCAACCUUAGCCACCCACCGACCUGCGUAUCUCUCCGACCCGCAUGCUGAGGACGGCCUCCCGCUCCCAGGGGAAAUACAGGUCACUCACCACCACAGACCAGCCCUACACAUAAUUGGUUGAUAGCCACACACACACACAGACGCACACACCCAUAAGUGAUGCCAUACUCAAUCCUCGCCCAUCUGUGUGUGUGCGGACAUGCCUUCUUGUGGACCAUCUUGUUGCCCUCGAAGUAGUCGUACCUGCACACACAGACAGAGACCACACACGUACGUCUACCCAACAUGGGCACACACACGCACGAGCUGACCAGACGGUGUAGUCGAUCUUGACGGUUUGGUUGAGGUAGAGAGGGAAGGUCCCCUUGCCCAUUUGCACUAUCUGGAAGCGCACACCCAACACAGAUGUCUGCGGCUGAGCGAUGAAGGCCAAAUCGUUCUGGUGAGCCGAGGGCAGCUCGUCGGGGAUCGACGCCGAUAGGCUUGUGGGUGUGCUGGCGCUGCUGCUGCUGCUGGCGCUGGGCACACCCACAUUGCUGAAUCAGACAGACAGACAGACAGACAGACAGAUCCUCACAACACAUGGAUGGCUGCAUGCGGUGUGUUUGUGGGCACUUCUUGUGCACUGUGUUGUUGGCGAUCUCAAUGCCGUCGGGGCACAUUAUCUGCUUGACAUGCUCCUGCCGAAUGUGCCGCCGCUGCCCGGCGGCCACGUAGUAGAAACCGCCGUGUGCGUCAACGAAGGCCUCACGGCCGAAGAACAGACCCACAAACGCCUCUUUGUCUUCCAUCGCCUUCGCAAGACCAUUCCACCACACACACAGCGCACUCCGUGAUGCUAUGAAUGGUGCAUCCUGGGAUGAGCUCUUUUCGUCGUUUUCUCACUUGAGGCGGUGUUGUGGGUCUUCUGUCGUCAAAUAACAGCACAGAUCUUCGUAAAGGCCAGAUCUGCGAGCUCAGGAGAGCUGGCAU